AUGACUAGAAAUUUGCCAUGGCAGAAGAGUUCGACCACUAUAAAUCGUGGCAAGAGAAGCUCUACUGUAACAUCGUCAACACCUAAAAGGUUGAAAACAAAUAGUGUAAGAGGACAAAGCGAGUCCGAGGGUACUGCUUCUCCCGUCAAAGGCCUCAAACGCAACGAAAAAGCCCGGACACCAUCUACCUCCCCGCCGCCUGAGCCACCUGAGGAAAGCUUUAUGCUCGAUGGUUUAGAAAAUGAUGAUAAAUACCGUAUGGUUGAGGACGAGUUCCUCACUGUCGCUCAAAAGUUCACGGUCCAUCUUCAUGCCGCCGAGUACAAGCGACAGCAGACUCAAGUGAAGGCCAGAAACGCUGAUGCCAUACGCUCUAUCUCUCGGCCUGUAUCUACCAAGAUGCCAGAGCAGACUAAACGAAAAGUAGAGGCUCAUGAGCGCUCUUUAGCGCAGAAAAACCUUGUAGAAGGACUUCGAAAGCAGGCUAAAGAAGACGAGGAAAGCGAUUGUGAGGACAUGCCGUAUGUUGGUACUGUUCUUCAUAGUUUCAUGGAUAGUCCGCGCAAAAAGGCAGUGUCAUUGCUAAGAGCUGGCUCUAUUAAUACUGCUACCCGUGCUGCUGCUGGGUUUAAGAAGCAGCAUACUCAGUCAAAUUCGCCAGGAAAGUCCUCUGGUCUGGCAACAAAGCGAACUGUAGACAGAGGCCCGGAGCAAUUGGAUGGAAGCGAGACAGAAUCAGAUGCAGACGAUGAUCUGGACUUACCAAUUCCGCUUCCGGAACUCGGGGUCUCAAAUACUGAGAAACAUCGGACGGGGGAUUCUCUGUUGAACUCGAAAUCAACUGUACGAGCUGAUAAGCCAACUGUUACUACCACAUUACCGCAACCUCGAGAGUCAAAGAAGCCAAAAUUAGUUACUCUCGGUAAUGAGCCACAAAUCGGUUUUAAGCAUAACAUGAAAAAUACGCAAGAAGCACGUACUCACGCAGAGACCACUACAGCCAGGAUUUCAUCAAUUAACGCGCCUUCAACCUCGAAGACCGCUCCUUCACGGCUCUCUCGAUUGGAUUAUGCGCGAAUGCAAAAGGUCAAACAAGAAGUCAAGAUUGAAGAGGAGAAAGAACUCGAUGUUAUACCAUCCUUUCUAUGA
Messenger RNA from Glarea lozoyensis ATCC 20868, 1149 nucleotides. RefSeq lists its product as uncharacterized. Bases 1 to 1149 code for a protein of 382 amino acids. The transcript has 3 exons. Lineage: Eukaryota; Fungi; Ascomycota; Leotiomycetes; Helotiales; Helotiaceae. The record is from RefSeq and is a predicted model, not a curated record.